This is a messenger RNA of Staurois parvus, 374 nucleotides long. NCBI's taxonomy places the organism in Eukaryota, Metazoa, Chordata, Amphibia, Anura, Ranidae. The record is from the annotation of a GenBank genome assembly.
CCACACACGCUUUACACCAUCUGAAACAAUUAAGUUUAUCUUGGUCUCAUGAGACCACAGGACAUGGUUCGGGUAAUCCAUGUCUUUAGUCAAACUGUUGGCAGGCUUUCUUGUGCAUCAUCUUUAGAAGAGGCUUCCUUCUGGGAUGACAGCUAUGCAGACCAAUUUGAUUGCCUCUGCAGCAAUGCUGGCAGCACUCAUACGUCUAUUUCCCAAAGACAACCUCUGGAUAUGACGCUGAGCACGUGCACCCAACUUCUUUGGUCAACCAUGGCGAGGCCUGUUCUGAGUUGAACCUGUCCUGUUAAACCACUGUAUGGUCUUGCAGCUCAAUUUCAGGGUCUUGGCAAUCUUCGUAUAGCCUAGGCCAUCUU